CAAGCUAGAAACCUCAGUCUUAUCGCCUCGACUUUUGUGACACUGACUUCGCCUUCAUAAUGGUUAUAAUCUCAACUUAGAAAAUUGAAAGGCUCCGAUUAUUUAAAAUAUAAUAGAAUUUAUUAUUAUAUAAAAAUAGAAUAAGUUAUAUAUAACGUCUUUUAUAACUUAUAGGGAACAUAUAGAUCACGAUUCAAUCUGACGUCAAGGAAAUCGGAGACAGUGUUGAUGAUCAGCGUCAGAAUCUCAGUAAUGGCGGACGAGAAACUUUACACGAUAAGAAACACCAAUAUAUUUUAAGCUUGUACCGUGUAAUAAUAGUGUUAACUUGAAUGAAAAAGCAUCACAUGACUACGCUCUCUAUUCGUGCAAUUACAGGGUACCAUGAUGAGUAUGCCCGAAGGACUGUUGAAGUUACGGUGGAACAACCAUCAGGCAACAUUUUGCCACAUAUUACAUAGACUCCGUUCAAAGCCCCGGUAUGCAGAUGCCACACUGGCUUGUGAAGGUCGGUUGUUUAUGGUCCAUAGACUGGUCUUAGCAACCUGCAGUGACUUCUUUGAUGAGAUUUUUCAGCAGACUCCAUGUGACAGCACUCGUGCUGUAAUAGUUUUGAAUGAAGCUCGGGCCCAGGAUAUUGAGUGCUUGUUAGACUACAUGUAUUGUGGUCAAGUCAAUGUACGACAGGCAAAUUUGGCAUCCUUGUUGAAAACAGCAGAAUGUCUCAAAAUAAAGGGUUUAGCUGUCCCAGAAGCAGCAGUGAACUCACCACCAUGUGUGAAGCGACAACAGGACUUUUCUACCCAUGAAAGCACACCAGUGAAAAAGAAGAGGAAGAAGAAGACUUCUGUAAGAAAUUCUCCUAUUCCAAGUGGAAAUGAAUUUCAUUCUGAAUCCUUACCAGUAUCAAUUGCAGCACCACAACAGGAUUUUCCUACAAUAUCAAUCCCAGAUACAAACCCUUCUCUUACAAAUCUAGCUCUUACUCCUUCAAUUCCCUUGACGGUACCUUUGAAAGUAACCGUACCCACAUCGGACGGGGAGAAAGCUAGCCAAAAAUCAGGUUGGCUCCAGAUUGUUUCUUCGAUGCGGCAUGGAAAUGAGACGGCGCAAGUGAAUUCUCAAGCAAAUGAGUCCUUUUCAUCAAGGAAGUCUAAGCCUUCGCCACGUAGUGCAGCUUUGGAUGUCCUUGCCAGCAAUUUUCUCCAG
Messenger RNA from Macrobrachium nipponense, 1209 nucleotides. RefSeq lists its product as uncharacterized. Gene Ontology annotation, molecular function: sequence-specific DNA binding; protein binding; zinc ion binding. NCBI's taxonomy places the organism in Eukaryota, Metazoa, Arthropoda, Malacostraca, Decapoda, Palaemonidae. The record is from RefSeq and is a predicted model, not a curated record. Gene Ontology annotation, cellular component: nucleus. Gene Ontology annotation, biological process: regulation of transcription by RNA polymerase II.